GGUUGUUCUCUCCGGCUGCUUCCCGGCAGCUGCCGCUGCUGCUUCCCGGCCUGUCGCUCGCAGCGCCGGCCCGCCGGAGCCCGCGGGGGCGGAGGGGAGCGCUGCGGAGGCUCCUUCCCCUCUCGCCUAGCCGGGGUUAUCGUCCUCCGUGCGGCCGUGAGGAGACGGGGACGGAGGCUGAGGUUGCCCCUUUCCCUUCCCCCCGCUCCUGGCCUCCCCCCGCCGCCUCGGGGAGUUGCGACUGCCGGCGUGGGGUGCCUCUUCCGCCUGCUUCCUUCCUCCCUGGGCUCUUCCAAAUUUGAUGUUGUUUUACUCUGGAAGAAUCCAGAUACCCGGAAAUAAUGAAAAAAGUGUGCCACAACUCUUGAUCAGAGACCUGAAAUUUGAGAAGUCAUUAGCUAAGCUCAUGUUUUCUCCUGAUCAAGAAAAUCAUCCAUCAAAAGCACCAGUAAAAUAUGGUGAAUUGAUUGUAUUAGGGUACAAUGGGUCUCUCCCAAAUGGAGAUAGAGGAAGAAGAAAAAGUAGGUUUGCUUUAUUUAAAAGGCCCAAGGCAAAUGGGGUGAAACCUAGCACUGUGCACAUUGCCUGUACCCCUCAAGCAGCAAAGGCAAUAAGUAAUAAGGACCAACACAGCAUAUCUUACACUUUGUCUCGGGCCCAGACAGUAGUAGUUGAAUAUACACAUGACAGCAACACAGAUAUGUUCCAGAUUGGUCGGUCAACAGAGAGUCCUAUAGACUUUGUUGUGACAGAUACAGUUCCUGGAAGUCAGAGUAAUUCAGAUACGCAGUCUGUGCAGAGCACUAUAUCAAGGUUUGCCUGUAGAAUCAUAUGUGAACGUAACCCUCCUUUUACAGCAAGAAUAUAUGCUGCAGGAUUUGACUCCUCAAAAAACAUCUUUCUUGGGGAGAAGGCUGCGAAGUGGAAGACAUCAGAUGGGCAAAUGGAUGGACUAACCACAAAUGGAGUUCUUGUUAUGCAUCCUCGUAAUGGAUUUACAGAAGACUCCAAGCCAGGGGUGUGGAGAGAGAUAUCUGUGUGUGGGAAUGUGUUCAGCCUCCGUGAAACCAGAUCAGCUCAGCAGAGGGGAAAAAUGGUUGAGAACGAAACGAACCAACUCCAGGAUGGCUCUCUGAUUGACCUGUGUGGAGCAACACUGCUGUGGCGCACUGCGGAAGGGCUUUCACGCACUCCUACUGUGAAGCACCUGGAGGCGCUAAGACAGGAAAUAAAUGCAGCAAGGCCCCAGUGUCCCGUGGGGUUUAACACCUUGGCGUUUCCCAGCAUGAAGAGAAAAGAUGUUGUAGACGAAAAGCAGCCGUGGGUGUAUCUGAACUGUGGCCACGUCCACGGCUAUCACAAUUGGGGAAACAAAGAGGAGAGAGACGGCAAGGAUCGCGAGUGUCCCAUGUGCCGCUCUGUUGGCCCCUAUGUGCCUCUGUGGCUUGGAUGUGAAGCGGGAUUUUAUGUGGAUGCAGGACCUCCGACGCAUGCGUUCAGCCCGUGUGGACACGUGUGCUCAGAAAAGACAACUGCAUAUUGGUCCCAAAUUCCUCUUCCUCAUGGUACUCACACUUUUCACGCAGCCUGUCCAUUCUGUGCGCAUCAGCUGGCUGGUGAGCAAGGUUACAUCAGACUCAUUUUCCAAGGACCUCUUGACUAACAUAUGUGUUACCAAGGACUGCAGUAAACUGAUAAGCUAAGCAAUUCUGAUUUUUAAACCAACUUUUUCGUAUUCUCUGGGCUUUGCUGGUUUGCAUUAAGAUGAAGAAUUUUUGGUUUUUUGUUACAACAGCUAAAUCCCUCUCUAUUGAGAAAAGUCUGGAAAUGGAAGAAACGGGGAGAAGGGGGAGAAUUGCUUUUUUUUAGUUGUUAACUACUUCUGAAGAGGUGAAGGAAGUGUUGUAGAGUGAAUUUCGAUGCCUUCCGUUUAAUGGUUUUGAAUCACAUGCCCACAGUGUUUGAAAGUUGUUUCAUUCUUUUUGUAUAUGGAGGGUAAAUAGUUCAAAGAACAUUAGUUUACAGCUUGGAUGCAAACAUUGUAAAAUAUAACAUGUAUAUUAACUCUUUUCUAUUUAUCUUUAUUAUUGAAAAUACGUAGAAUGUUUAGAGAGUAGCAUGGUCAUAGUGUGUUACAUCCAGCAAUUGGAUGUGUAGAGUAGUUCUGGAUGGAGAAGAACAUGAGAUGGAAAUGGUAGAAAAAUCUUUUUUAAUCUAAAAUACUGAGUUCUUAGAAUAGUUAAAAUGCUUUUUAAACAAAGCUAAUGCAAAUUAUGAUGGCAUAAAGGUGUGCUUUAACCAUGUUGAAAGGUAGCUAAGAAGGACUUCUUAAAAUGUCUUUUUGGUAGGACUAUACUUAAGAUCUGGUUAUGAGGAGAAUAUUUACCAGACUCUUUGAAUAUGCAACUUAGUCUAGAUUAAGGAUUUUUUCUCCCUUCAUGCUAACACAUCUCUUUAUUUAGCAUUAGUGACACUUGUGAGGGUUUUUCCAAUGUUAAACAUUAACAAACCUGAAAGAUGAGGCUUAUUUUGUUCCUU
This is a messenger RNA of Gymnogyps californianus (California condor), 2538 nucleotides long. RefSeq names its product pellino E3 ubiquitin protein ligase 1 (gene PELI1). Gene Ontology annotation, molecular function: ubiquitin protein ligase activity; protein binding. The coding region runs from base 302 to 1663 and encodes 453 amino acids. The transcript is spliced from 8 exons. The record is from RefSeq and is a predicted model, not a curated record. NCBI's taxonomy places the organism in Eukaryota, Metazoa, Chordata, Aves, Accipitriformes, Cathartidae. Gene Ontology annotation, biological process: protein K48-linked ubiquitination; regulation of Toll signaling pathway.